GCGUGUUGGCACAGCGGCGGCGGCGGCUCCGGGGGGAGGAGAGGAAUCGGGGUCAGGCCUGGGGCUGCUGGCGCUGGGUUCUGUGCUGGGUUUUGCGCUGCUGUGCGAUGCGUGGUGCGUGAGCGGGGCUUGGAGAAGGUGCCUGAAGGGGGGAAAGCUUCGGACAAGCGUCAGGCGGAAAGCUGGAGCCUCCGGGGCUCCGCCGUCCCCCGGCAGCGCCAGGGAAGAUGAACAAGAUGAAGAACUUCAAGAGGAGGUUUUCCCUGUCGGUGCCGCGCACGGAGACCAUCGAGGAGUCGCUGACGGAGUUCACGGAGCAGUUCAACCAGCUCAACAACCACAGGAACGAAGACCUGGCUCAGGGGCAGCUGCAGCUGGCGCAGCUGGGCAGGGACCCGGGGGCAGGCGGCAGCCCCGUGUCCCCUCCCGAGGGACAGGGCCACUCCCCGGUGGCCGCCGUGCGCUACCGCAACCACGGCCAGCGCCGCUUCUCCAUGGAGGACGUCAGCAGGCGCCUCUCGCUGCCCGUGGACAUCCGCCUGCCCCCCGAGUUCCUGCAGAAGCUGCAGAUGGAGAGCCUGGAGAUCCCCAAGCCCCUGAGCAGGAUGUCCCGGAGGGCGUCCCUCUCGGAUAUCGGCUUUGGGAAGCUGGAAACCUACGUGAAACUGGACAAACUGGGGGAGGGCACCUACGCCACGGUGUUCAAGGGCCGCAGCAAGCUGACGGAGAACCUGGUGGCGCUGAAGGAAAUCCGCCUGGAGCACGAGGAGGGCGCUCCUUGCACGGCCAUCCGGGAAGUGUCGCUGCUGAAGAACCUCAAGCACGCCAACAUCGUCACCCUGCACGACAUCAUCCACACCGAGCGCUCCCUCACCCUCGUCUUCGAGUACCUGGACAACGACCUCAAGCAGUACCUGGAGAACUGCGGGAACCUGAUGAGUGUGCACAACGUGAAGAUCUUCAUGUUCCAGCUGCUCCGCGGCCUGGCUUAUUGCCACGGCAGGAAAAUCCUGCACCGGGACCUCAAACCCCAGAACCUGCUCAUCAACGAGCGAGGGGAGCUCAAGCUGGCUGAUUUUGGGUUAGCCAGGGCCAAGUCGGUCCCGACAAAAACCUAUUCCAACGAGGUGGUGACGCUCUGGUACCGGCCCCCCGACGUCCUGCUGGGAUCCACCGAGUACUCCACGCCCAUCGACAUGUGGGGGGUCGGGUGCAUCCACUUCGAGAUGGUGACGGGCCGGCCGAUGUUCCCCGGCGCCACGGUGAAGGAGGAGCUGCACCUCAUCUUCCGCCUGCUGGGAACGCCCACGGAGGACACCUGGCCUGGGAUAACGUCCAACGAGGAGUUCAAGGCUUACAACUUCAGCCAGCAGCGAGCCCAGCCGCUGAUCAAUCACGCCCCGAGGCUGGACCCGGACGGCAUCGACCUGCUGACGAACCUGCUGCUGUACAGAGCCAAGGGCCGGAUCUCCGCCGAGGCUGCGCUGCAGCACCCCUACUUCAGGAGCCUGGGGGAGCGGGUGCACCUCCUGCCUGACAACGCCUCCAUCUUCUCCCUGAAGGAGAUCCAGCUCCAGAAGGACCCCGGGCACCGAGGCUCAGCCUUCCAGCACUCAGCCCGAGGCAAGAACAGGAGGCAGAGCAUAUUUUAAACCCGGAUCUCGCCUUCCCCUCGUCGCCGUGGAGACGGAAGCGCGGAGAAAGGAGCGGCUCCCACCCGACCCUCGGCGGAAUUCCCGGCUCCAGGGCGCGGGGCUGCUCCCGGACCCCCGGGAGCCGCUCUCCACGGACCCGCGGCCUCGUCCCCCGCGAUGUUCCCGCCUUGUCCCCGCUCCGGGGCGGCUGCAGGGAGGAGCCCCGGGGGGGUUUGGGGGGCUCAGGGUGGGGAUUUGUGGGGUUUGGCCCCGGCGGGGGCCGCUGGAAAUUCACCUUUGCUGGCACGAGCUGCGCUGCAGGCCCUGGUUCUUUGGGGAGCCCAGGGCCAGGCUGGCAUGGGGAGCACCUGGGGCACACCUGGGACACACCUGGGGCACACCUGGGGCACACCUGGGCACACCUGGGGCACACCUGGGGCACACCUGGGACACACCUGAGCACAUUCAGACACACGUGGGCACACCCGGGAGCACCUGGGGCACACCUGAGCACACCUGGGGCACAUCUGGGGCACACCUGGGCACACACAGGGCACACCUGGGGCACACCUGAGCACAUUCGGACACACGUGGGCACACCCGGGAGCACCUGGGGCACACCUGGGACACACCUGGGGCACACCUGGGGCACACCUGGGCACACCUGGGGCACACCUGGGGCACACCUGGGGUACACCUGAGCACACCUGGGGACACACCUGGGACACACCUGGGGCACACCUGGGCACACCUAGGGUACACCUGAACACAUCUGGGGUACAUCUGGGGUACACCUGAGCACAUCUGGGGUACACCUGGGGUACACCUGGGGCACACCUGGGGUACACCUUGGGUACACCUGGGGCACACCUGGGCACACCUGGGCACACCUGGACACACCUUGGACACACAUGGGGUACACCUUGGGUACACCUUGGGUUCACCUGGGCAUACCUGGGCACACCUGGGGACACACCUGGGGCACACCAGGAGCCAGGGCAGCCCCCCCCCGCGUUUCCCUCCCCUCUCCCCUUUCCCCUCCCUGCUCCGGUUCCCGAAUCCCGCUGAGGACGGAGCAGCCCCAGCUCCCCGUGGCCUCCCCCCGUCCCUGCUCCCGAAUCCCGGCGCGUCCCGAGCCCCGAGCGCGGAUCCCCGGCCCCUUCCCCAUCCCCGCAGCUCCCCAAGGAGCAGGACGGGAUCCCGGGGGGCUCUGGGGACGCUUCUCCCCGCUCCCCGCGGCUCCGAGCCCCGACGGCAGCGAGCCCAGAGCGCUGCUGGCCCGCAGGGAAGGGGACGGGAGCCAAA
Molecule: messenger RNA, 2939 nt
Organism: Hirundo rustica (Barn swallow)
Lineage: Eukaryota; Metazoa; Chordata; Aves; Passeriformes; Hirundinidae
Gene: CDK18
Product: cyclin dependent kinase 18
Exons: 16
Coding region: 228-1652 (474 amino acids)
Biological process (GO): protein phosphorylation
Cellular component (GO): cytoplasm; nucleus
Molecular function (GO): protein kinase activity; ATP binding
Source: RefSeq, a predicted model, not a curated record